ACAGCUAUUAGUGGGUGUGGGUUGUCAAUCAAAGUGUCCCGCCCCAACGCUUCUCAGACGGGAAGCAGGACCGUUCACAACUUCUCCAGCAGCUGUGGAGUGGGACCUCUGUGGCAUCACGCAGUAUCAACGAGCAACAAAGGCCAAAAUGUAGUGGGAAAAAACAGCAACACACCUCUUUCUGAAAGGAGGUGUAUAGUGGAGCGUAUAGCAGUCUUAAAUCGUCGCGCGAAAAGUUGUUUUUUACACAGCGGGGACGCGCAACAAUUCGUGCGUAAAAGUGAGUCAAACAAUACAGGAACUUUUGUUUUGAAAGAGACGUUUUCUUGGAUGCGAUGGAUGCGUCAUUUGGCCUUUGGGACAUAAUGAAAAGCUGACAGUGUGAGGAACAAUCAUUGCCAGCUUCACAGUUUUAGCAUAUGCUUUCUAGUUUGGCGAAAGCGCCGGAGCAGAGCGCAGCGGGGCAGCAGAUGCUGAACGGUGACUAAGCCUUACGGUUGGAAAGCUCAUGAAUUGAAUUUGUCUGGAGUGCAGACUUUAUGUAAGAAGUAGGACAAGCAUAACACCGCCCAGCUAGUUCUUUCCGUCAUGCGUAGAGCCGCUUCGUCGUCCUGCACCGUUCCGUGAUGAUAGACUCUGGAGGUCCAGUUCUACAGAAAGUUACCGUUUGUUUAAUGCAACACAUCCAGCGAGAGUUUGUGCAAAGUUUGUCCGUUUGCACCCUUCUGUCUACCUCUUUUUAACAUGCACGAGAGCGUCAAGUGUGCCGCGGCUGACAGCAGCUCGGACGGGGAGAGCAUCAGCCUCAGUGUGCUCAACUGGGAGCAAGUGCAGCGGCUGGACACCAUCCUCACCGGCUCCAUCCCCAUACACGGCCGCUGGAGCUUCCCCACUCUGGAGGUAAAGCCACGAGACAUCGUCAAGGUGGUCCGGAGCCGCAUGGAGGAGAAGCGGAUACAUGUCCGGGAGGUGCGCCUCAACGGCUCUGCGGCCAGCUACGUCCUGCACGAGGACAGCGGACUGGGAUGGAAAGAUUUGGACUUGAUAUUCUGCGCUGAGCUGAAAGGAGAAAUGGAGUUUCAGAUAGUGAAAGAUAUAGUGCUGGACUCUCUGCUAGACUUCCUGCCUGAGGGAGUGAAUAAAGAAAAGAUAACACCAGUGACUUUAAAGGAGGCCUAUGUGCAGAAGAUGGUGAAGGUGUGCAAUGACUCAGACAGAUGGAGCCUCAUCUCACUCUCCAACAACCGUGGCAAGAACGUGGAGCUCAAGUUUGUGGACUCUCUUCGACGGCAGUUUGAGUUCAGCGUGGACUCUUUUCAGAUCCGCCUGGACUCACUUCUCCUGUUUUACGAGUGCUCAGAGCACCCCAUGGCGGCAACUUUCCACCCCACAAUCCUCGGGGAGAGCGUCUAUGGAGACUUUCCCACCGCUCUCGAUCACCUGCGCAAGCGACUCAUCUGCACGAGAAGCCCUGAGGAGAUCCGUGGCGGGGGUUUACUGAAAUACUGCCACCUGCUGGUGCGGGGUUUCCGCGCCGCGUCGGACAGCGAGAUGAAACUGCUGCAGCGCUACAUGUGCUCCCGCUUUUUCAUAGACUUUCCUGACGUAAAUGAGCAGAGGAGGAAGUUGGAGUCAUAUCUGCAGAACCACUUUGUAGACCUAGAGGACAGGAAGUAUGACUACCUGGCCACGUUGUACGACGUGGUGCAGGAGAGUACGGUGUGCCUGAUGGGCCACGAAAGGCGCCAAACGCUGAGUCUCAUUUCUUCCCUGGCGCUGCGGGUCCUGGCCGAGCAGAACGCCAUCCCCAACGCUGCCAAUGUAACAUGCUUUUAUCAGCCGGCUCCUUAUGUCUCUGAUGGCAACUUCAGCAACUACUAUGUAGCGCAGGUUCAGCCUAUCUACCCCUGCCCUCCCUCACCUCCUCAGCAUUACAUUUCUACUUCACAACAUCCCAUGUACGCCACCUGGUUGCCCUGCAACUAAACUUUGUGUACAUGCAUGCACUUUUGCAUAACAAACGGAGCCCAUACCCCCUUAAAAGGGAUAAACAAUGAUCUUUUAUCUCUUCAGACAAGUCAAAAGAGACAGGGUAAUGAGACAAGAGGAGGUGAAAUGAGACAAAGAUAAUAAAUAAAAGAGAGGAGUAAAGGAAUGAGGACAAGGAAUCUGGAUCAAGGCAGCGGGCCAGAGAGAGGGUUUUCCCUAUUGUAGGGUGCCACAGCAGGAAGAGCUGAGCCCACAGGGAGGGAUGCCAAAGAGACAGUCGGCUCAUCAGUUUAACAAUUCUUUCAUCCAGAUCCGUUUGGUUGACCAAACAGAAGCUCGGCCUCAGAGUUACCAGCAUACUGGGUAUGAUGAUGCUUCUCUUAUUCUGGUGUGAGUUACGACUCACUGGAAUACAGAUUUCAAAUGAACAUUUAUAAAAAGCACUAUAGAAACCAGAAAAGACUCACAUAAAGCCCCAGAGAGAAACAGAGGACACAAACGAUGUGCUGAACAUGUUGAUUUAUAGUUAAAGAACACAGACCGUGUGACCUUUUCCAUGUGCACUGUGUAUGUACAGUUUCACAGACAAUGCAAAAAGAGGAACUGGAUACUGUUUACAAAUCCAAAGAUCUACUUUGAUAUACUUAACUUCAUCUGAAACCUGAUGGGGGAAAACGUAACAACAAAACAAUGCAUGAUUUAUUUCUGUACAGGAAUAAUUUUCUUUAAGUGCCUAGAUGAAGCCUAAAGGGAAAAUAUAUUUUGGGGUUCUUCAGAGAGCUGUCCAUUUGUCUAAAUGACAUUUUAAAAGUGAUAAUUAAUGUACCUUGGAACAGUUUAUACCUGCAGUAUGCUGAGAAAGGUCUCUUACACUGAGGGCUGUUUGGGACUUUUAUUUGACAAUGUUUAGUUAAAGACUUUGCUCUUGUUUGCAGUCCUUUUGGACUAACACACAUCCUGAUUACUAAAAAGGAAGUAACAACAUAAUCUCAUCAUCUGUAGGGGGGUGGAGAUUGAAUCCAAAAUGCUUUCAAGAGUAAAGUAGAUGAUCAUUUUGAUAAAAACAUGUUACAGAAAAUAAAGUGGAAUUGGCUUUAAGGGAAAACUAACUUCUCAUAACUGCAAUUUUUAUUGGAUUGCAAAAAUAAGUGGAGCAGGCAUUGUUUGAUAACCAAAGACACUUUUUAUCUAAGAGGAAAACAAUCUAAUGAGGAGGAAAGAAACACAUUCAACAAGUGUGGGUAUGUAAAAGUUUGACUAUAAUGGGUUUUAAAUGAAUGGAUUUAAAAAGACAAAAAUCAGGCCUUCUUAAAGAUGCUCUAAAGGGGAUUGGCUUUUUUUUCAGACUUACAGAAACUUAUGUUUAAUAGUAUUUGUCACAAAACCCUUGAGUGUUAUCUUGUGAUGAAAACAAGCUGUGCUUUGUAUACAUCAAUCUCCUUUAUUUUAAAAGGCACUGGGGUGCACUUCUGUGUACCACUACUCAUUUGUUUUUUAAAUUGAUGGUGACAUAUACACAUGUGCAUUAGCAUCCCGGCAUGCAUGCUCAAUGAAAACCCCCAUUUCAAAAAUCAUAUCUAUUGAGCUACAUGUAGUCAAAAACUCUCCAGAGCACCCUUAAGUUCUGAUAAUAUCUGAUAAGGUCCGCAGUGUUUGAAAUGGAUUUUUAAAAGAUGAACAACAUGACACUGGAACAUUUGAAAAAAUUUACUCUUGAUUCAUUUAAAUUUUUCUUAUCAAAUAGCUAACAUGGCAAUUCAGUUCAGAGUCAUUUGUUAACAUGCUAUAUGCACUGUAAAACUAUUUCCAUGUGUAAAAAAAAAAGGAAGAGAAUAUCUGCACCACGCGCUGACACAACAAACGGUGUGUUGGUCAGAGGGGUGGAAGUUGGAUUAUGUAUGGGAGGAUGUAGCAAUAGAGCAACUUUCGAAAGUCGAGUAAACUUUAACUACUUGAAGAGUCCGACACCCAGCAGAGAAAAACAUUUUUGCAAAAAAAAAAAAAAAAAAAAAGAGCUGCAUGACGCCUGUUAUAAUUUUCCAUGAUUAUUUUAGCACAGUAAAUAUUGGGCCAAUUUAUAAGGUUGAUUCAGGAUGUGUGGAAAAAUGGGCUGCAUGAGCAGAUAAAAGCUGUCACACCUUUUAUCUCCUCUUAGCACCGAAAAAGCACCAAAGAGUGAGGAAAAAAGUGGGGAGGAAAAAACAGACACAUUUCAACGGCAAUAAGACAAGGUGGCUUUAGAGUUUUUGUUUUUAUUGUGAAAAUAACAGCAGGUGUACAUUUUCAGCUCUACAAGUGCAAGAGACUCAGCAUAUUCUCUCACGUCAGAUCUCCUAUUUUUCUAUCAAUCUCUAUUUUUGUACAGUUUGUGUUUGGCUGAUGUAGCAGCAGAUUCAAAGCUGUGUCGUUGAGUUUUCUUUUCUUUUUUUUGUUGGUGUUUGCGAGUCUGUGUUUUACUUUUGGCUGAUGAAGAGCAGUGCAGGCGGAUACAGUGGCUUUGUAAAGAUGCAGAUUUACUUAGUGUUCAUUGUAUGUGUGCUCUGAGCUGUUUUAUGGGUUUUCUGUUGCUCUAAAGAGAUUGUUUCCUUGUUCAAUGUGUGUUUUUAACUGCAGUCCCGCUUGGACAUGAAAAUAAUGAUAUGAUAAAUGCAUUCAAGUUGAUCAACUUGAAAAUUAAAAUUGAGAAAAAGACCAUCAAACA
Messenger RNA from Labrus bergylta (ballan wrasse), 4690 nucleotides. Its product is annotated as terminal nucleotidyltransferase 5A. Lineage: Eukaryota; Metazoa; Chordata; Actinopteri; Labriformes; Labridae. The record is from RefSeq and is a predicted model, not a curated record. Gene Ontology annotation, molecular function: poly(A) RNA polymerase activity; RNA binding. Gene Ontology annotation, biological process: mRNA stabilization.